AUGGCUGAUGCAUCAGAACAGAUGAAGACUACUACAUCAGUAUCAACGACUGUCGCUCCUACGAUCGAAUCAAGUGUUAUAGCAGCUAAUGAGGAUGCUUUAAUGCAGGAGAAAUUGAUUAGUGAGGAAUAUAAAAUUUGGAAGAAAAACACGCCGUUUCUGUAUGAUUUGGUGAUGACCCAUGCACUUGAGUGGCCCUCGCUCAGUGUACAGUGGCUUCCUAACUCUUACACCUCGGCGGGAGACGAUUUCUCUGUCCACAAGCUACUGCUAGGCACGCAUACAUCCGGCGCAGAGCAGAAUCAUUUGAUGGUAGCAGAGGUACGCCUUCCUUUGGAAGAGACGGAGAUUGAUGCUCGCAAAUAUGACGAAGAGAGUCAGGAGCUUGGUGGAUUUGGAGGUGUUUCGGGCAAAGUAGACGUUAAGAUCCGCGUCAAUCACGAUGGUGAGGUGAAUCGUGCACGUUUCAUGCCAUCUGAUGAACUUAUUGUAGCCACCAAGACGCCUCAUGCUGAGGUACAUGUGUUUGACAUUUCGAAGCGGCCGUCGCAACCCGAGGAGAGCUCCAAUUCUAACCCGGACUUUCGCUUGCUUGGUCACACCAAGGAAGGUUAUGGUCUAUGCUGGGACCCUCACAAACCUUUCCAUUUGAUUUCUGGCUCGGACGAUGCUGUUAUCUGUGAGUGGGAUAUUCAAAACGCUGGCAAGAUCGUUGAGCCGCUGCGCAAGUACAGCGGCCACAGUGAUGUGAUUGAGGAUGUGGCGUGGCACAUGCAUCACACCAAGAUUUUUGGCUCUGUGGGUGAUGACAAGAAGUUACUCAUCUGGGAUAUGCGCUCGGAGAGCUACGACAAGCCGGCAACGACCGUGUAUGCUCACACGGCUGAGGUCAAUUGCUUGGCUUUCAGUCCUUUCAGUGAGUAUUUGAUCGCUACGGGAUCGGCGGACAAGCACGUCAACCUUUGGGAUAUGCGUAACAUGAAGGCCAAGCUGCACUCGUUUGAGGGCCACAACGAUGAAGUAUACCAGAUCCAGUGGUCACCCCACAACGAGACUAUUUUGGGCUCUUGCUCGGCUGAUCGCCGAAUGCACGUGUGGGAUCUCAGCAAGAUUGGCGAUGAGCAAUCGCCUGAAGACGCUGAAGACGGUCCCCCGGAGCUGCUAUUUAUUCACGGUGGUCAUACUUCCAAGAUUUCAGACUUUUCAUGGAACCCGAACGACCCGUGGGUGGUGGCUUCGGUGGCAGAGGACAAUGUCCUUCAGAUUUGGCAGAUGGCCGAGAACAUUUAUAACGAGGAAGAUGAGGAGACUGAGCAGGUUGAUGUUGCUGACGAAGAGCUUGAAUAG
Messenger RNA from Peronospora belbahrii, 1347 nucleotides. The record is from the annotation of a GenBank genome assembly. Lineage: Eukaryota; Oomycota; Peronosporomycetes; Peronosporales; Peronosporaceae.